Messenger RNA from Seriola aureovittata, 5444 nucleotides. It is a transcript of the gene bcar3, whose product is annotated as BCAR3 adaptor protein, NSP family member. The record is from RefSeq and is a predicted model, not a curated record. Gene Ontology annotation, biological process: small GTPase-mediated signal transduction; positive regulation of peptidyl-serine phosphorylation. Bases 16 to 3207 code for a protein of 1063 amino acids. Gene Ontology annotation, molecular function: guanyl-nucleotide exchange factor activity; phosphotyrosine residue binding. The transcript has 18 exons. Lineage: Eukaryota; Metazoa; Chordata; Actinopteri; Carangiformes; Carangidae.
UGUAUAUGUAUCACCAUGAAGCACCAGUCAAUCUCCCGAUGGCUGAGCCAGCUGGGGCUGCCACAGUACUGCACAGCAUUGGAGCAGGAAUAUGAUGGUGUAGAGGACCUGCUCCACCUCUCAGAGUAUGACCUCUUGGAGCUUGGAGUGCACAAUCACCUCCACCGCCUGCACCUCCUCACUUCUCUACGCCUCCUCCAGGAGCGAGAGAGGAGGAGAGAGCUGAGGAUGAUGGCAGAGGGGCGUUUUGCGAGUUUGCCCAGGUCCCUCCAUGCACACCACACCCUGGAGGGAGGCACCGCCCACCCUGGGGUCCCCUCCCCCUCUCUUGGUGUCCCCAGCAGCAGCACGUACUCCUCCAGGAGGCUUCAGGCUUCUCUCGCCUCCUCCAUGGACCUCCUCAGCUCCAGACCUGGUCUCCCUCCAGCGCUGGGCACCGGCCUCUCAGAGCUGCCCGCCGCUGCCUACCAACCAAUCUCCAUUCAUGGGACUCUGCCUCGACGCAAGAGGGGAGGUACCAACCUGGCCCACGGGAACUACACCUGGGACCCCAGAGCGAAUCACACACAGCCAUUGGUUUGCGGAAACACGUCACUGGCUCUCGGUUAUGUCCAUAAACCCUUGACCUCUCCGCUGGUCCAAAAUAUCAUCGAUGACUUCCACGGUUACAGGGAGCCUGCUGCCGGCCUGGAUGCCACGGUGGACUAUGUGAAGUUCUCCAGAGAUCAGUUCAUUCUGGACUGUCCUUCAGAGAAACUUCGCAGAGAGCUGGAGGAGGAACUGAAGACGAACUGUGAGGAGCCAAGAAGCCAUGCAUGGUACCACGGCGCAAUUCCCAGACAGGUUGCAGAAAACCUGGUGCAGCGUGAUGGAGACUUCUUGAUCCGUGAUUCACUGUCCAUCCCAGGAAGUUACGUUCUGACCUGCCAGUGGCGAAACGCCGCCCAGCACUUUAAAAUCAACAAGAAGGUAGUGAUGUUGAAUGAAGCCUACUCCAGAGUGGAGUACCGGCUGGAAAGAGAAGGGUUUGACAGCGUCCCUGCUCUCAUUAGAUACUACGUCGGCAAUAGAAAACCUGUCUCACAGGUGGUGGGAGCCAUUAUCUUCCAGCCGAUCAACAGAGGCCUUCCGCUACGCUGCUUGGAAGAGAAGUACGGAUUGUCCAGCGUCCAUCGAGAGGCGCUCAUGACGCAAGAGAGGCGGAGUCAGAAACGUCUCAGUCUCAACAUUACCAACGGACACACGCACGACAACACACACACCGUGCAAGACAGCACCCACUGCCAGGACAACGGCAUGGGCCGAGGCACCCACCUCAGGUUGAAGGAUCGCUGCGGCAGCCAACCGGCAAGUCUCAAUCAGGUGCAGGAGAGGCGACGCCCACUCAAGGCGCACCAAUCAGAGAGCUUCUUACCUCUUGGAUCCAAACCCCAGUCCCAGCAGCCUCCUGACCCACUCCUCCCCAGCCCUCACCCCAAGUCUCCAGUGUUUCGGACGGGCAGUGAGCCGGCACUGAGCCCCUCCUUCCCACGGAGAUCAGCAGAGCCUCUGGCAGGCCAGGCGAUCCGGGGCUCUGACAGCCAGCUGUGUCCUAAGCCGCCACCCAAGCCCAGCAAAGUGCCGCUCGCUCGACUGCCUCGCUCCCCCUGCCUUCAGCCCCUCGUUCCCCCCUCCAGCUCCUCCAACCACACAGACUCCUCCUCCGCCGCCCUCAUCUUCGCUGCACCUCCCCUGGACUCCACAUGUGUGGAAACCCCUUCCUCUGUGUGGAGGAGUGGAGUCACCACAGGCCCUCCUGUUCCUCCAGUGAAGCCCCUGAAGUUUCAUCAUCAGCUCCUCCCAGCAGACUCCUCCGGCUCUGUAGGUUCACCUCCCGAACUGGUUCAGUAUCCGGAUUCAGAGGCAAUAACAGGAUGGACUGAACGGCUGCAGGCGAGCCCUGCAGAGCUGAGGUCCUGCAGCCCGCUUGAGUGGGAGGAACCAAACUCACCAAGCUCCAUCACAGACAACGCUCUCAAACUUCAGCAUCCGCUCUGCAGCUACGUGGAGAGACUGAGGAGGGAGGGUCAGGGAGGGAGAGAGGAGGAAGGGGAGGAGAAUGAGGCCGGGGGACGGAGAGGGCUGGACAGAAGCUCCUACCAUCACGCCAUCGCAGCCUUAGAAAACACCAGCGAAGAAGAGGAGGAGGACGCAGGGAGGGAGGAGGAAGAGAAGGAGAAUAAGAGGAAGACUAAAGAGAGGAGCAGUUUCCAGCGGCCGGUCAUAGAGACGGAGUCGACGUUCAGACCGGCAGAGUUCGGAUCCCGUCUUCUGCCGCCGGAAAACAAACCACUGGAGAUGGUGGUGCUGAAGAGAGCGAAGGAGCUGCUGCUCAGCCAUAAUCACCACAGUAUAGCCAGACACCUGCUGAUAGCCGACUGCCAGGUUGCGAGGAUACUGGGAGUGACUCCGGAUCUUAAAGGUCAGAUGGGCGUGUCCUCCGGUCUGGAGCUGGUGACGCUGCCGCACGGUCGACAGCUGAGAUUGGACCUAAUGGAAAGACACCACACCAUGGCGAUAGGUGUUGCCGUGGAUAUUCUGGGAUGUACGGGCAGCGUGGAGGAGCGGGCGUCCACGUUAAAUCGCAUCAUCCUGGUCGCGUUGGAGCUGAAGGACACGGUGGGCGACCUGUUCGCUUUCACGGCCUUGAUGAAAGCUCUGGAUCUGCCACAGAUCAGCCGUUUGGAGGAAACAUGGACGACUCUACGAAGGAACUACACGCAGACCGCCAUCAGCUACGAGAAAACACUCAAACCUUUCUACAAGAACCUGUAUGAGGGCACAGCCUCCUCUCCUCCGGUGGUCUGCGUCCCCCUCCUGCUGCCGCUCCUCACUUUGAUGGAACGUCCGACAGUCACACCCGAAGGGGCCGAGCUCUGGGAGACCAGCGACCACGGCUGUGACAUCAUGCUGCGCCACCUGGAGGCUGCGCGUGACGUCGCAAACAACGCGCAGAGCUACACCGCCAGCGCACAGAAGAUCUUGCAAGGGUUUCAGAUCGAUGAAGACCUGCUGGAGGUGUUCAAAACAGACUUUCAGCUGCGGCUGCUGUGGGGAAGCCGCGGAGCUUCGGUCAACCAAUCAGAUCGCUACAACAAAUUCAACCUCAUCCUCACUGCGUUGUCACGGAAACUGGAGCCCCCACCCAAAACACAAACCUUAAUCUGACUUAUUCGGAGCAGCGACACGCAUACUGACUCACCCUGGACCCUGUGAAAGUGAGCAAAGCAACGUCAGGAGGAUCAGAAACCAGCGGCGACGAAGGGAAGACGAGACGGAAUAAAACCCAAAGUGAUGGGAGAACGACCUGUUCUGCAUCAAACAGCCCAUACACACUCCGAGCUCCUGCAGCUGUAGUAGCCCAAGAGCCGCUGAACUCAGCACUGUGAGAAAGUCAGCUGUUUCACUCAUAAAGACUCAAAAACCAACGCUGUGAGAGCAACAACCAGAGAAGAGCCAAUCACAUCCACUUUAAUGCUUUUUGAAACAGACACUCACUUCACUUCUACGUCCCACCUGUGGGAUGCCUCGGGCGUGUUGUGGUCUGUACCAAACCCGCUCUUCACACAACCUUGACAAAUUGUUUAAAAGCUCUAAGUCUCCGGAUUCUACCUGUGCAAGGCUUUUCAAGAUCACAUCACUGCAACAGAAGUGGUUCAGACUUGUGGCUGAACACUAAAGGUCCUCCGCUGUAAAGGUCAUCCUACAGGCCUUCAGGUGUCUGAUAACAGGUUAAUAGUUCACAAUAUCCGUCUGGUUUUUUUUUUGGGUCACAUAGCCCAAUAUCACAAAUCUGAAAUUACACUCAGGAGGCUUUAUAAACCAUACACCCCUCUGUCCUCAGACCCUCAAAUCAGAUGAUGGAAAAACUCCCUCCAAAAAAAAAAAAAACCUUCUACAGGGAAAAAAACUGAAGAAACCGGAACAACAGCAAAGGAGGAAUCCCUCUUCCAUCUCAGACUAACAUGCAGUAGAUGUCAUGAUUACAGCAAACAUCAGCAGAGCCAAAUUACUGUACAGAUAAUCAGGAUGACAGACGUAUAGAUGGAUAAAUAAACUGUUACUGUCCAGUAGUAGAAUGUAAACCUACAAAAUGUCAACUUUUCAGAACGUAAGAAAAACAGCUGCCAAGUGUUACAACACGCAGAGGCAACAUUUGAUGCAACAUCUUAUAAAACUGAAACUACAACAACAAAAAUCUUAUUUUCUUAUGUCAAAUUGUUCCUGCGAUUAAGCUUUCAUCAGAGCACAAGACUGGUUUCCUCCUCAUUUACAGCCAAACAUGCUCAUACACGUAGAUGUAGAGGAGGGGCCGGUGUUUUCAUCGAUUUCAUUUUGACUUUGAGGCUUUUAUGAAACUGUGAUGUGUAUAGACUCGUUUAGAAGCAUCCUUUAGUUCAUUCAAUGAUAUUAAAGUCAUCAACAACUAUCAGUUUAUGAAUGUGUUUUACUCACCUUGAUUGUGGUGAGAUCAGGAGACGCAGCAGCUGCAGUUCACAGAUUUCCUCAAUGUGUUGGCAACAGAAAUCCAAAGAUAAUGGUGAAAGUAGAAAUGAGUGAUAUUUUUGAAAACAGAGCAGAGACUUAAAGUGAUACGCCGAUUUGGAACUUUUGCUCCUUAUCCUGAUCAGCCUCUUGCUUUAUUUUUACUCUGAAAUUCGAAGUUAAUUGAGAAUUUCUUUCUUCCAUUAGACUCAAAGAGAAAAAGAAAAUAGCUCAACGUCUUGUGACAAGUACGAGUAAGUAAGAGUCAGGUUUAAAGACGUCACGAUGACCCAAUUAAAACAUAAAAAUAAAAUGAGGUAAUUCAACAGUUAAAAAAGGAAAUAUACUUAAAAAGUCAACAUCUGUGUAUACUGUCUUGAUAGAGAUAAUAAGUGUAUUUAACAAUAUAAUGAUUGAUUCUUCACAUCUGGAGACGUUUGGCUGCAUUUCCACAAACAUUUGAAUCUGUGUGACCUCAGAUACAAAAAACAACCUGAUCAGUUUGUUGCUGGUUAAACAAGCAAAAAAAAAGAUAAAUAAAUAUUUAUCAUUGAGGUUCCUUGAAGCAUUUCCUGAGAUGAUUUCACUUCAAAUCAGAAGAUGACAGAGGAUCGACAAUAAAUCUUUUGUGUGCUACAUUUACACAGGAGCAGAAAUCAGAUACAUUUUCUGUACGUGUGAAAAUGUAGCUAGAAGUGUGAAUCUGACAAAUUAAAGAAAUUACUUUGUGCAUAAAACCAUAAAAAAGUAUGUUAACAUGUGAGAGACUAAAGCUGUACAUAUUUGAAGCAUUAGCAUGUUAAUAAUAGACUGUACAUAUUUUCUGUAGAAGACUGACUGUAAAAAAGAUGCUGAUGAAAUUUAAUGUUUAUAUUAUUAUGAACUACGGUGGUAAGAUUGAAUAAAUGUGGUGUAUGAUC